Messenger RNA from Triticum urartu, 1509 nucleotides. Its product is annotated as chitinase CLP-like. The record is from RefSeq and is a predicted model, not a curated record. Gene Ontology annotation, biological process: proteolysis. Gene Ontology annotation, molecular function: aspartic-type endopeptidase activity. Lineage: Eukaryota; Viridiplantae; Streptophyta; Magnoliopsida; Poales; Poaceae.
UGAGCUCUGCAAUCUAGCAUUCUCGCUCGCAACCUGACCUGCUCGCACAAUGGCGGCUGAAAUGCGGCAACCUAAACCCCUCCACUUUCUCCUACUCCUCGCCACCGCCUCGCUCUGCGCGCUGGCGUCCACGGUGUCGGCGGGAGACGGUGGCGGCAUGCCGCUGGUCACCGCGAUCACCAAGGACGCGGCCACCUCCCUCUACACCGCGCCGCUCAGGGACACGCGCCCGCUGGUCCUCGACCUCUCCGGCCCCAUCGUCUGGACCACGUGCGACGGGCCCUCCCAUGACACGCUCGACUGCAGCAGCGACGCCUGCAUGCGCGCGCACCGGUUCCAGCCGCCCAACUGCCCGCAGACCGGCUACGGCGAGCCCGACGCCCGCAGCCGCAACCGCUGCAAGUGCACCGCGCACCCGCACAACCCCGUCUCCGGCGACACCGCGUCGGGGGACGUGACGCGCGUCACGCUCUCCGCCAACGCCACCGACGGGAAGAAUCCUCUGUAUCAGGUGUCGUUCACCGCCGUGGCAUCCUGCGCGCCGGACUCGCUCCUGGCCAAGCUGCCGGCGGGUGCGGCCGGCGUCGCGGGGCUCGCGCGCUCGGGCCUCGCGCUCCCGGCGCAGGUCGCGGACACGCAGAAAGUUGGUAACAAGUUCGCGCUCUGCCUCCCCAGCGCCGGCUCUGGCGCCGGCGUGGCCAUCUUCUGCGGUGGCCCGCUCUUCCUCCUCCCGCCGGGCCGGCCGGACGUCAACGCGACCCUGGCAGGGUACACGCCGCUGCGCAAGCACGGCGAGUCCCCCGGAUACUACAUCUCGGCCGACAAGGGCAUCGCCGUGAACCAGGCCCGGCUGCAGCUCGACGACGGGUACGGCGCGCCGUUGGUUCUCGGGCUGUGCUCCACGAUCCCGUACACGGCGCUCCGGCCCGACGUAUACCGUGCGUUCAUCAAGGCGUUCGACACGGCCACGGCGGGGAGGGCGAGGAUCACGCCGGCGGUGGCGCCGUUCGAGCUGUGCUACAACUCGACGGAGCUGGGGUCCACGCGGCUGGGCUACGCCGUGCCGCAGAUCGACCUGAUGCUGGAGGGCGGCAGGAACUGGACUGUGUUCGGCGGCAACUCCAUGGUGCAGGUGAACGACAACACGGCGUGCCUCGCAUUCGUGGAGAUGAAGCAGGAGGAGGUGGACAAGCAUGGCGGGUUGCCGGCGGCGGUGAUCGGAGGGUUCCAGAUGGAGAACAACCUGCUGGUGUUCGACGAGGAGAAGCAGCGCCUCGGUUUCAGCUCGCUGCUGUGGGGCAGGCAGACGACGUGCAGCAACUUCAAUUUUACCAUGGCUGCCUAGUGCCUAGCUGGUGGUUUUAUGCCAUUGUGUGCUGCGUGGUUGUAUGAGCAUUGUGGUUUUUCAUAGUGAUGAUCUUUUCUCUGAAACAAAACAUGUCACCUGUAAGAUUUCUAUAUUCACCACAUAAUAUGAACAAUAAACUUGUCCACAAAUCAUUUUUUCUA